AUGCUCUCCAACUGGGACAAGUAUGGUCGUUUCAGCCUCGAUCUUGCCUCUGCAGCGACCGCCGCAUGCACCAAGCUCGGCUUCUCCGUCACUCGUGGAAUAGCCUCCACAGCGGCCGGUUUCACUGGUACCGUCGUUGACUAUGCUUUGUUUGGCGGAACCACUGGCGCAGGCGAGAUCUUCGGCGUUCGUUGCCCUUGCCCCAUCUUACUCGGAGAAUCCAUUACCUCGACGUCCCUAAUCGCCGCCCACUCCUCUCUGUCCAUCCUAACCACCAUCUUCCCUGGGAGCGACGAGGCAAGCUUUUCCCUUACCAGCUUCGUCGGUCUCCGAGCAUUGCCAGAACAGCGGUUUGGCGUCACGGAGGUCCUCAGAGCUCUCGCCGGGUUCGCUGCCCUCCAAGGCGUGACCAGCCACUGGCAGGAGAAGCGAUGGUUCAAGUACAUGAAGGAAGUCCCCCGGCUUUCCACUCGACGCCAUACGCGGCCCUCUGCGUCCAUGGAUGAUCUCAAACAAACCCUCCGUCGUCUGUCCAAGCUCGUUCUUGCAGGCUAUGGCGGACCGAGUCUUCUCUUCUUUGGCGUCUCUCUAUCGCCCUGGGAGAAGGUGCAACAGAAGGAAGAGGUUAAGAUCGCUGACGCCAUUGAUGCUUCAGAGAAGGAGGCCGCGGGCGAGACGGCCAGAGGCGCACCACAGAUUCGAACCGGCCUGGUGCACGACCAUGAUAUUUUCCUCAACUGGGCCAAGUCGCAUUCGUCGACCCCGCAAGCCUCCCCGGAAUCCGCUCCACAUCCACCUCCCACCGCACAUGUCAGCUCCGAAUCGCACAUGCCGCGGUUCUGGGUUUUGACAGACCACGUCCGUCAAGAAGUCGUCCUCCUCGCUGUCGACCUCACGUGCGAUCCUACUCCUUUCGUCCUCCCGAAUGACCAGCCGCCACCUCGUCCCGCGCCGAUUCACACUCUAAUUCACGACCGCAACAACACCAGGUCCAGCUACGACCAUACCUGGAACUUUCCUUUCCCCAUGGAUCUGUCCGUUCCGUUUCCGACGACUCCCUCGGCACCAAGAUCCCGCAGGAAUUCCGCACGUUCGGGGUCUUCUACGCCACUCCCCCGUUCACGCGUUUUGUCAGAGAGCAUAGAUGACAACGUCCAUCUCGUGCACGGAGGAAUGAUCAGAAUGACGCGCGCGAUGGGGUCUCCUGGGAAACCUGUGCACGUAGCCGUUCGAGAAGCAUUGCGCAGGAACAAGGGAUACUCGCUUGUAUUGUGCGGUCAUAGUCUGGGUGCCGGGGUCGCUGCUCUUCUAGCGCUGAUGUGGGCCUCGACUGAGACAUGUCUUACACAGAGGUCGUCGGGGCUACCCGUCAACCGUCGCGUCUCUGCCUACUGCUUUGCCCCUCCGUGCGCGGUCUCCCCACGGUUGAGUGCGAAGGCCGCGGCCUCCGGCUUGAUCAUGUCUUUCGUGUACGGCCACGACAUUGUUUCUCGCUUGUCUUUAGGCAGCGUGCGCGAUCUGACGCGCGGCGCUGCCUGGCUGUGCGCGGCGGAGAACCGCGAGGGUUCAGAGGAGGGAUAUUCCACUCUGACGAAGAGAGCGUUCAAGUGGAAAAUCGGUCGCGGAGAGGAGGGAGAUGAGGAAUGGUUCCUCGCCGUCAGGAAGACUCUCGAGGCGAACAUGCAGAUGGCCGACCUGUUCCCGCCCGGGCGCGUCUUUUGGGCCCUCCGCGACGGCGAUCUGCACCGCAGCCAUCGCAUCGGGGCCGGCACCGGGCGGUCGUCCCCGAAGGACAAAGUGCGCCUCUUCGAGGUCUUGGACAUCGAGCACGUCUUCGGGCAGAUCAUCUUUGCCCGGGACAUGCUCAGCGCCCACCUCCCGCACCAGUACGACCAGGUCCUCCACGAGCUGCUGUAA
This is a messenger RNA of Epithele typhae, 1917 nucleotides long. Its product is annotated as alpha/beta-hydrolase. Gene Ontology annotation, biological process: lipid metabolic process. The transcript has 13 exons. Bases 1 to 1917 code for a protein of 638 amino acids. Lineage: Eukaryota; Fungi; Basidiomycota; Agaricomycetes; Polyporales; Epitheliaceae. The record is from RefSeq and is a predicted model, not a curated record.